Molecule: messenger RNA, 2487 nt
Organism: Alternaria postmessia
Lineage: Eukaryota; Fungi; Ascomycota; Dothideomycetes; Pleosporales; Pleosporaceae
Exons: 7
Coding region: 1-2487 (828 amino acids)
Biological process (GO): tricarboxylic acid cycle
Cellular component (GO): mitochondrion; cytosol
Molecular function (GO): 4 iron, 4 sulfur cluster binding; aconitate hydratase activity
Source: RefSeq, a predicted model, not a curated record
AUGAUUCGAUGCGGUCGAAUAUACUUCGCGCCGGCCAAGCAGCCAACUGCAGAAACUCCAAAGCCUCACCUACUCUCCUCUCUGCGCCAAUCGUCCUUCCAAGCGCGAAGAUGUCUAGCCACGAGCCACGACCCGCCCACUGCCCGUAAUGUCGACCUCGCCUCCCGCACCCCACCCUACGCCAAGUUGCUCUCUCGCCUUGAAGAAGUACGGCGCGUACUGGGAUCUUCACGACAAUUGACUUUGGCCGAGAAGAUUCUCUACUCGCAUCUUGAGAGUCCGGAGGAGUCGCUUAUGAACAACACAAAUGGUGGAAGGAACAUCAGAGGUCAGGCAAACUUGAAAUUGAAGCCGGACCGCGUUGCUAUGCAGGAUGCCAGUGCCCAGAUGGCUUUGUUGCAGUUCAUGAGCUGCGGGCUGCCGAGCACGGCGGUCCCUGCUAGUAUACAUUCACCCUCGAGGCCGUACAAGAUAUACCAUGAGCACCUCGCUGAUCAGACUUCACAGGGAGAAAAAGGUGCUGACACCGACCUUCCACAAUCGAUUGCGGGUAACAAGGAGGUCUUCGAUUUCCUCGAGUCGGCAGCGAAGAAAUACGGAAUUGAAUUCUGGCCACCAGGCGCUGGUAUCAUCCAUCAGUCUGUGCUGGAGAACUACAGUGCCCCUGGCUUGAUGAUCUUGGGCACAGACAGCCACUCCCCGAAUGCUGGAGGUUUGGGAUCAAUCACAAUCGGUGUCGGUGGUGCGGACGCAGUGGACGCCCUAGUGGAUGCGCCAUGGGAGCUCAAGGCACCUAAAAUUCUGGGUGUGAAGCUCACUGGAGAACUCAGCGGAUGGGCUUCCCCGAAGGACGUAAUCUUGAAGUUAGCUGGCGAGCUGACCGUCCGGGGUGGCACUGGUUUCAUCAUUGAGUACUUCGGACCUGGUGUGCAGUCUUUGAGCUGCACUGGUAUGGCGACUAUUUGCAACAUGGGUGCCGAAGUCGGCGCAACUACCUCGCUCUUCCCCUUCUCUCCUGCACACAUCCCCUAUCUCCAAGCCACACAUCGAGGACCGAUCGCUGAGGCUGCUCAAAAGAUUGCCAAUUCACCAAUGCAGCAGAACCUCCUCCGUCCCGAUGCGGAAGCCGCUUACGACAAGGUUAUUGAGAUUAACCUCUCAGAACUUGAACCACACAUCAACGGACCAUUUACUCCUGAUCUAUCAACACCUCUUUCGAAGUUCAAGUCAGUAGUGGAAGAGAAGGGGUGGCCACAAACCUUCGGCGCUGGUCUCAUUGGUAGCUGCACGAACAGCUCUUACCAGGACAUGACCCGAUCAGAAGAGAUCGUGAAGCAGGCAUUGGCAGCUGGCCUUAAGCCCAAGGCGGAUUUCUUCAUUACCCCUGGCAGCGAACAAAUCCGUGCAACGUUGGAACGGGAUGAAACCCUCCAGACGUUCACUGAAGCUGGAGGUACUCGUACCGACGACGUAAAGAACGGCGAAUCCAACGCUAUCUUGACCUCAUACAACCGCAACUUCCCCGGUCGUAAUGACGGCAACCGAGCAACAAUGAACUUUCUGGCUUCUCCUGAGCUCAUCACCGCUAUGUCGUACUCUGGCUCCACGACCUUCAACCCAAUGACUGAUUCUAUACCGACGCCAGACGGCAAGCCUUUCAAGUUCACGCCACCAAAGGGCUCUGACCUCCCCUCUGCCGGUUUUGCAGACGGUAAUCCUGACUUCAUGCCUACACCGGGUGUCCCAGACCCUAGCGUAGAUGUUAUUGUCUCACCCACCUCUACCCGCCUGGCGCUCCUGGAUCCGUUCCCAGCAUUCCCUGACUCCGACUUCACAGGCCUAAAGGUACUGUACAAGGUCAAGGGACAAUGCACAACAGACACCAUUUCGGCUGCUGGACCAUGGCUCAAGUACAAGGGCCAUCUGCCCAACAUCUCUGAGAACACACUUAUCGGCGCUGUCAACGCGCAGACAGAUGAAGUCAACGUCGCCUACGACUUAGAUGGCAAAACAUCAGGGAUCCCAGAACUAGCAAAGAGGUGGCGCGAUCAGGGCAUCGAAUGGCUCGUCGUAGCAGAGCACAACUACGGUGAAGGCUCUGCACGUGAACAUGCUGCCUUGCAACCCCGGUACCUUGGUGGUCGUGUCAUCCUCGCCAAAUCCUUCGCCCGUAUCCACGAGACCAACCUCAAGAAGCAGGGUAUCGUCCCUCUGACUUUCGCCAACGAAGCCGACUACGAUGCGUUCGAAGCUUGCGACGAAGUCGCCACAAGGGGAUUGUUGGACGUACUGAAGAGCGGUGGUAAGGGCGAGGUUGAGCUUGUCCUCAAGAAGAAGGAUGGUAGCGAGAAGGUUGUCAAGACCAAGCACACUCUGUCGCAAGAUCAGUGUGGCUUUGUGCUUGCUGGUAGCGCACUGAACCUUCUGGCCAGAAAGGGUAGGGAGAUGAAGGAGGAAGUCACUCGGAGUGCCGAGCUAACUGACUGA